Messenger RNA from Fomitopsis serialis, 2550 nucleotides. Its product is annotated as adaptin N terminal region-domain-containing protein. Lineage: Eukaryota; Fungi; Basidiomycota; Agaricomycetes; Polyporales; Fomitopsidaceae. Gene Ontology annotation, biological process: protein targeting to vacuole; Golgi to vacuole transport. The record is from RefSeq and is a predicted model, not a curated record. The coding region runs from base 1 to 2550 and encodes 849 amino acids. Gene Ontology annotation, cellular component: AP-3 adaptor complex; endosome membrane; membrane coat. The transcript is spliced from 12 exons.
AUGUGGGAGCGGACGCUGCAGGAUCUCAUUCGCGGCCUGCGCGCGAACAAGAAUGAUGAGAGCAAGUUCAUUGCUCAGGCGAUCGCGGAGAUUAGGCAGGAGAUCAGGAGCAAGGACAUGGAGCUCAAGGCCGGCGCAGUUCUCAAGCUAACAUAUCUAGACAUGCUAGGCUAUGAUAUGAGCUGGGCAUCAUUCCAUGUCGUCGAAGUCAUGUCGUCUCCGCGCAUACACAUGAAAAGCGUCGGCUACCUCGCGGCUGCGGAGUCCUUCACCCCAGAGACUGACGUCUUGAUGUUGACAACGAACCAGCUGAAGAAAGAUCUCAGCUCCAAACCCGAAGAUGUCACAGUGACUCUUAACGGCCUAUCCCACAUCAUUACUCCUGACCUUGCUCGGGACCUGGCUCACGACCUGAUUGCAAUGCUGAAUCACUCCCGGGCGCACAUCCGGAAGCGAGCUGUGAUAGCUGUCUACAAAGUCUUCGUCAAUUACCCGGAGAUCGUUCCAUAUGGGAUAACCAGGUUGCGCGAAAGGCUCGAGGAUACGGACCCAGGUGUUGUUGCUGCGACUGUGAACGCCCUGUGCGAACUCGUCCAUCGGAACCCGAAGGACUACCUCACGAUGGCGCCGCAGCUCUUCCACCUCAUGACGACGUCGUCUAACAAUUGGAUGCUCAUCAAGAUCAUCAAAUUGUUUGGAGCGCUAUCGCCGUACGAGCCGCGGCUGGUGAAGAAGCUGCAGCCCCCGAUCACGGACCUCAUAUCGACCACACCUGCGAUUUCACUUCUCUAUGAAUGCGUUCAUACGUGCAUUACCGGAGGCAUGUUACAGGGUGCCUCCGGUAAUGCACUGGCGAGGACGUGCGUCACGAAGCUUGCUGCUUUCCUGCAGGACCCAGACCAAAAUUUGAAGUACAUUGCGCUGCUGGCGAUGACAAAGAUUGUACCGAGCCAUCCAGAGCUGGUAGCGGAGUACCAGGACAUGAUCAUCUCUAGUGUUGAUGACCCAGACAUCAGCAUCCGAAUGCGGACGCUUGACCUGCUCACUGCCAUGGUCAGCCGCACCAACCUGCAGACCAUCGUGCAGCAACUCCUGUCACAUCUGGUCCGGCCCGACACCUCGGCAUCAGGACUCCCCUCUGCGGCACAGUCCCUCUCGCAGUAUCAGUAUCGCACACCACUCGUGAGCGCCACGCCGAAGUCCACGAACGCGCCGUCGCAGUCGCCCGCGUACCGCCUCACGCUGUCACAGCGGAUCCUUGCGCUCGGAGCGCAGGAGACUUACGAGAACGUCGUGGACUUGGAGUGGUACCUCUCCGUGCUGGUGGACCUGGCAUACGUCGCGGGCGUCAACGUCGGCCAGCAGAUCCGCGACCAGCUGGUCGAUAUCGUCGGGCGGGUACGGGCGGCGCGGCGAUUCGCGGUCCAGCUUAUGUCGUUCCUGGCGAAUGCUUCCGAGGAGGGCGGUUGUUCUGAGGUACUCUGGGCGGCCGCAUGGAUUUGUGGCGAGCACUGCGGGGAGCUUGCGGAGCCACAGAAGUUGCUUCCCCACCUACUCCAGCCCGGUCUUGUGGCGUUGGACCCUGAGAUCGUCGCGGUCUAUCUGCAGGCCGCGACGAAGGUCUUCGGGUACUGGGCCGCGGAGCAGGCCAACACGUUCGAGAGUGAAGACCUGCCAAAGAUCAGGGACGCGGUGGACAUGACCCUCGAGCGUGCGGGUGAGUUCGCGACGAGCCCGGACAUCGAGGUACAAGAGCGGGCUGCGGAGAUGGUGAACUUGUUCACGUUCGUCCGUGCCGAUCUUAGUGUGUAUAGGCCGAGGACGGACGUUGGCAUGGACAUGGCCGUGAGUAUGAGCGCGAGCUUUGGAUCCGGCUUCGGCGACACAGGGUUCGGGGAUGAUUCACUGGAACCUGGCUUCCCGAAGAGUCUCUACCUCAUCCGUCCUCUCUUUUCCGCAUACGAGCUCAAUGCCGUUGCGGCUGAGGCGCAGUCGCUCGUCGAUGUCCCCGAGGAUCUCAACCUGGAUGCAUGGAUAGUACCUCCACCGAGAGAGUUUACUGAGCCCUUCGAGCCCGACGAUACGGCGGAACCCAAAAAGAAGAAGAAGAGCAAAAAGGGAAAGGAGAAGGAGCUCGGGACGGGGAAGAGCAAGGGGAAGAGCCGAAGUCAAACUCAGCCUGAGUCGGAUGACGUUGCAGGACCAGUAGUGGCCUCCCGCUCUACAGAGACAGCAGAAGAGCGUGCGGAACGCGAACGCCGCAAGGCUGAGAGGCGCGAGCGGCUGCGCGAUGACCCUUACUACCUUAUAGACGACCGGCCGUCACGCGCGAGCGUGAAUGAUGUGGACUCAAUACCGGUGGUUAGAUUGGACGACCUACCGCCCCUUUCCCAAGGUGAGCCACCUCCCACGGAGGACGCACGGCUCCCGAGCCUCCGGAACUCGAGCGCGUCAUCGGUCCUACAGACGUUCGUGAUUGACAAGACGGCGAGAUGCCCCAGGGCAGCCUGUCGCGGCCUGCGUCACGGCCGGUGUCGCGACAGAAAAUAA